Didymodactylos carnosus is the source of this 1382-nucleotide messenger RNA. Lineage: Eukaryota; Metazoa; Rotifera; Eurotatoria; Philodinida; Philodinidae. The record is from the annotation of a GenBank genome assembly.
GCGGCUGUGAGGUCGUAUAACGGUGGGCGGAUCUGAAUGUAAGUACCCAGUAAGAUUUUCACAUUAAACUGCUGUAAUUGUACCGUAACUUUUGUGACAGUGUACAGAAUAGACAGUUUAGCUUCAUUUUAAUUCGUAACUGUUCAUGAACUUAUCGCUCACUGUUUUUUCAAGUUUGGUCGCGGUCGCAUUAAAAGUCCUGUGGGACCGGGGCCAUCCCGCAGAACUGAGAUCGUCCCACAGGUUCUAGAUCUCGUAAAAAAGAUUUUUCUGGGUCUCGAUCCCGUAAAAAAGUCCCGCGGGACCGGGACCGUUCCGCAGACUUCUACUACCAUCUUCAUUCUAGUUUUUUGUUUUUGAUUCCAAAUACAAUCAAUCAGAACAGUUGGUCCAUGCAGGUUUCAAUCAAUAAUCGAUCAAGAAAAUUCCAUAUGGUGCUCUACUAUUAGAAUGCAAUGCAUCUAGAACAUUGAAUUUAUGCAGAACUUUUGAUCGACAUUUCUGAAAAAACAAUUAUCUCAUAAAAGCACACACAUAUAUCAAUUUUAUCUUAAAACAGAAGCAAUAAAAAAAAUUUUAUACGAUAAGCUGUUAGUUCAAGCAGUACACUUCUUGUUUCUGUUGAUGACCGUUCUUAUGGAAACUAAUCAUUUAAUUCGAAAAUAAAAGUAAAAAGUUUUUUUAGUAUCUUCUAUGAUAUGAGAACACAAUAGAAGUCAAGUCACUACUUCUUCUUUCCUUCUAUUUCCAGAACAGUAGAUGAAAAAAAUUUCAAAAGAAAGAACUGCUGAUAAUGAUAUGCGUAGACUCUAUGUAGUUUUUAUAGAAGAAUUAUUUUUAUCUCAUAUGUUCUCUUUCUUCUAUAAGAAAAAAAAGUAUGAAAAUUAUAGUCUAUACUGUCAAGUACAACCAUUCAUAUUCAUUUUUUUACAAAAUAGAAAAGCGUUAAAGCAGCUUAUUAUACUUCUUAUACUUAUAACUAUAAACAGCCGUUUAGAAUUUAACCCAAAAAGAACAUAAUCAUGUCCGAUAAAAAUGAUCAACAAAAUGACAAACAAAAUGAACAACAACAAGAUGCUCAACACCCUGGUAUGAAUCCAGAUCCAGCUGAACGAGGGAAAGAACUUGGAAGAGCAAACGCACAAGGAGGAGAGUCUGUGGGAACCGGAGGACACGGAUAUAGCGGAAGUGGCGGUAACCAACCAGUUGGAGGAAAACAUGCCGGUAAUACUUCAGGUUUAACUGAGGAACAACUUCAUCCAGGUAUGAAUCCAGAUCCGGCGGAACGAGGCCGUGAACUAGGCCAUCAGAAUGCCCAUGGCGGACAUAGUGUUGGGACUGGAGGACACGGUACCACUGGCGCCAAUUUAAAAUCGAAAUAA